AUGUCACGGCGACCGGUAAUACGAGUCAUCGGCUCUCUGAACAUCGACUUCGUCACGCGAACCCCACGUGUCCCUGGACCUGGAGAAACACUGACGGCGACGUCCAUGACAGUUCACCCGGGCGGCAAAGGGUCAAAUCAAGCGGUCGCAUGUGGGAAAGCAGCAUUCAUUUCGCCGUCCUCGCAAGAUGUCGUGGUCGAAAUGAUUGGCGCAGUCGGUGCUAAUGAUCCCUACUACGCCUCGCUCCUGAAACCUACGUUAGAGAAGAGCGGUGUGAGCACGGCUGGCGUCGAGGAGAUGGAAGGGGUUCAGACGGGGACGGCGACCAUCAUUGUCGACGAGGGCUCCAACGGCGAAAACAGGAUUCUCGUGGUUCCGGGAGCCAACGCGCAGGUACGUGACGUGGAUAAGGUCUUCCAGACGGCGACAAAGGGUGGCGACCCGGACGUGGUGGUCAUGCAGGGCGAAAUCCCUCGCUCAACCGUGCUGGGACUCUUGGAGAGGUUCAAUUCAACAGACUGCAAGACAUGUGUCAUUUUCAACCCUGCGCCCAUGUUCCCGGAGGGAGUCCCGCUGGAUGCGCUCAAGGGCCUGGCCGUGCUGGUGGUCAACGAGACAGAGUGCCGGCAGCUCUUUGCAUCGGUGGAGGAGCUGAAGACCGUUCGAGUUUCCGGACCGGACGAGCUCAUGACCGAGGGGGAGCUCGACCGACUGACGAGCUACCUCCACGGCACGGCGAAAAUACCCAUCGUGGUGGUAACGCUCGGGUCACAGGGGGUGUACUAUUCAUUCGAGGCGCCCGACUUACUUGACCGAGAUCUGCUACCGGCCUUGAAAGUCGACCGAGUCGUCGACACGACGGGAGCCGGCGACACGUUUGUGGGAUACUUUGCCACGGCGGUGGCGCGGCAUCUCGCGCAAGCCAUUCAACUGGAUGACCUCAACGUUCGUGAGGCCGUCACGAGGGCGAACGAGGCUGCGGCGAAGUGUGUGCAGAGAAGUGGCGCGAUGGACAGCAUUCCCUUUGGGUACGAGUAG
Molecule: messenger RNA, 1038 nt
Organism: Fonsecaea nubica
Lineage: Eukaryota; Fungi; Ascomycota; Eurotiomycetes; Chaetothyriales; Herpotrichiellaceae
Product: ribokinase
Exons: 1
Coding region: 1-1038 (345 amino acids)
Biological process (GO): D-ribose metabolic process
Molecular function (GO): ribokinase activity
Source: RefSeq, a predicted model, not a curated record